Balearica regulorum gibbericeps (East African grey crowned-crane) is the source of this 2259-nucleotide messenger RNA. The record is from RefSeq and is a predicted model, not a curated record. NCBI's taxonomy places the organism in Eukaryota, Metazoa, Chordata, Aves, Gruiformes, Gruidae.
AUGGAGGGAUGCAGCAGCAGGCACUGCACCCUGAGCGGAAACACCCCCAAGAUCACCAUCGAGGAGGUGCUGCUCCGGGCCCUGGAAGACCUCUCCGAGCAGGAUUUUAAAAAAUUUCAGGAUGCGCUGGCAAACAGAGACCUGCAGGGCCAGGGGCACAUUCCCUGGGGGCGGCUGGAGAAGGCCGACCGGCUGGAUACGAAGAGGCUCAUGCUGAGUUUCUAUGGCAAGGAGGAAGCCCUGGACAUGGCAAUAGCCAUCUUUGAGCGUAUCCAAUGCCGCGAGAAGGCCGCCAUGAUCCAGGAAAAGAGAGAGGAAGCCUUGGGCCUUGCUCCUCUACUGGAUUCAUCGUCACCAGACUGCCAGAGGAAAUACAAAGAAGCCAUACGCCAGGAGUUCACCCACAUAAAGGACCAAAACUCCCGGAUGGGUGAAAACGUGGACCUGAAUACCAGGUACUCAAAGCUGGUGAUCGUCACCAAGCACCUUGAUGAAGAGCAACGGGAGCAUAUCAUGGACAUGGGACAGAGGCACGUGGAGAUCAUGAAGGAACAAGCCAGCUCCUCCAUCGCUGUUGGUGACCUCUUCAAGCCUGACUCCAAGGGCUGGGCUCCCAAGGUGGUCGUGCUCCUGGGAGCCGCAGGCAUGGGCAAGACGGUGACAGCCAGGAAGAUCAUGCUAGACUGGGCAUUUGACAAGUUGUUCAUGGAGUUUGACUACGUCUUCUACAUCCACUGCCGGGAGGGCAACCUCCUCACCCCCAGUUCCAGCAUGGAUGACCUGAUCAGCCAGUGCUAUCCUGGCAACAAUCUGCCCGUUGCCAAGGUGCUGGCGCAGCCGGAGAAGCUCCUCUUCGUGAUCGACGGCUUUGAUGAGCUGCGCUUUUCCUUUGACUUGCUCCCGUGCGAGCCGUGCUCCCAGCCCAAGGAGAGGCAGGUGAAGGUCACCCUGAGCAGCCUCUUGCGCAGGAAGGUCCUGCCCGAGAGCUCCCUGAUCAUCACCACGAGGCCGGCCGCCCUGCAGAAACUGGGCAAGUGCCUGGUCUGCGAGCGCUACGCUGAAAUCCUGGGGUUUUCCGAGGCGGAGAGGAAGGAGUAUUUCCACACGUUUUUCCAAAACACGGAGCAGGCGACUGCCGCCUUCCAGUUCGUCAGAGGUAACGAGACGCUCUUCACCAUGUGCCUGGUGCCCAUCGUGUGCUGGAUUGUCUGCACCGUUGUGAAGCAGCAGCUCAGCCGCAGCGGAGGUCUCACCCAAAGCCCGAAGACGACGACAGGGAUCUACACCCUUUACCUUUCUGCCCUGCUCCAGUCUGUGAGCAGCCAGCUGAAGCAAGACAUGCCCGGGGUGCUCAGGAGGCUGUGCUGCCUGGCAGCCGACGGCGUCUGGAAGCAGAAGGUCCUCUUCGAGGAGAAGGAGGUGCAGAGGUAUGCACUGGACCAGCGAGAAGCCCUCCCGCUCCUCCUCAACGAGCACAUCUUCCAGAGGGACAUCUCCUGUGUCAGCACCUACAGCUUCAUCCACCUCAGCUUCCAGGAGUUUUUCGCUGCACUCUUCUACCUGCUGGAAGAUGAAGGGGAGGCGAGGGACCUCCCUGCUGGUCCUACCAGGGAUGUGAAGGAGCUGCUGGAGAGCUACGGCAACUCCAGGAACUUCUGCGUGCUAACCGUGCGGUUCCUCUUCGGACUCUUAAAUGAGGAACACAGGAGGAAGCUGGAGGAGAUCGGGUGUAGAAUCACACCCAGGAUUACGCAGGAAUUACUGGCAUGGCUUCAGAACAGCCAGAAAACGGCCCUAGCUCUUCUGAUGCCGGAGAUGGCGGUGAUCCGUAAUCUGGAGGUCUGCCACUGUCUGUACGAGCUCCAGGACCAGAAGUUUGUGGUGGCCGCCUUGGACCCUUUCACCAGGGUGUACCUCCAAGGGUUCAAUCUUAACCACUUCGAUCAAAUGGUCCUUUCCUUCAGCGUCAAAAACAUCCCCAAGCUGGAGUCGCUUGAAAUGGGGCACUGCUCCUUCCUGUGGGACGACCCCGAGGACUGUGUGGACCCGCAGCCGGCCAAGAAGGCCUGUGGAUGCAUAAGGUUCAGCCAGUGUCAGCUCACAAGCCCCUGCUGCGGGGCUCUGGCCUCUGUUAUCAGCGCAAAACCCACGCUGACGGACCUGGACCUGGCUGGGAACGAAGACCUGAGGGACGACGGCGUGAAGCUGCUGUGCGAGGGGCUGAGAUGUGGCACCUGCCAGCUGCAGACACUGCGGUAA